AUCUCUAAAACAAAUCUCAGAAAGAUGAUGACGCUUGGUUCAAAUUACUGUUUUCUUUCUAUUCCAUUGAUGAGAACUGGAAAUGGGAUGUACGUUCAAUUGCGGCUCUGGCUUAUAUGGGAACGAAUGCGACAAGCGAAGUGAUGAGGAUUAGAAUGGCUGGACUAGCAAAUCGUCACAUCUUACCUUUCUGGAAUGCUGGUACUCGAUUAUUUUCGAAAACAAAGAUGAGCAACUUCGAAGAGUCUAGUUUGGUGAGAAAAAUGAAGAGUGGUGAUAUAUUGGUCAAUUCGCUUGGGAUAUUGGCAUUUGUAUCACCAGGAGCCGAAGGUCGAGAUGUCGACUGGGAUCCACUGGCGAGUUGGCUUUAUGAGCAGCAAUCCCAAGAUGGGACCUAUGAUAAUGUCAUCGACACCUAUUUUGCAUCACGUGCGCUGUUUGAAUAUCAUUUUCGUAAGAUCGACAUCAGUAACAGAGAUGGAGUUACCGUAUCCGUGCACUGUUCUACAUGUGAACCACGUACAGUGAAUGUGACUGAAGCGGCAACGCAGAUCUAUGUGAGUAAAGGGCUGAUUUCUUCGAUUUAUUCGAAAUUUAUCCCUGCUUGA
Cylicostephanus goldi is the source of this 608-nucleotide messenger RNA. Lineage: Eukaryota; Metazoa; Nematoda; Chromadorea; Rhabditida; Strongylidae. The record is from the annotation of a GenBank genome assembly.